AUGCUAAAAGCGAAUUUAAUGAUGAUCAGUGGUGAUAUGUCUAUGUGGAAUGUUUUAAACGAUGGCAUGUAUCAUAUGGAUUACAAUGAGACACAGAAUUUUGGUAUGCCUGUAUCAGCGAAUCUAUGGCCAGGGGAACAUAGUAAUCCGCAUACAUCUUACACAUCAAUGGACGACGUCUGGCCUUCAUCACAUUCAUAUUUUCUUCCUUCAUCUCAUCAAUAUCAAACAACCUAUAUCACACAGCAGCACCCACAACAACUAGGAUCUUCAAUUGAGCUACCACAACAACAACACUGUCUCACAUCCAUACCACAACAAUCGACAACGAUGGACGAUGGUAGUAGCUCUAUUAACUCAAUUAACAUUAAUAGUUACCAAGAUUAUUACUCUCCAUUAUAUUAUAAUCAAUUCUCAACGUAUCAAACGCCAAUAUCUCCAGCGCUAUCAACAAUCGUACAAAAACCGUUGAAUGAAUUAGAUUCCACGAGUUACAAUUCGACAUCAAAUAGCUCAUCUACAGUACCAUGGAAAUCUUUCUCAAAGAUACGAAGUACAGAUGUGAAACAACCGUGUCAGGUCUGUGGUGAUGAGUCGAGUGGUUAUCAUUUUGGCGCAUUCACUUGUGAAAGUUGUAAAGCUUUUUAUCGAAGAGUUUUACAUGGUACUCAAGACAUUAAACAUUCUUGUGAAUCACCUCAGGAUAUAAAUAAGUCGAAUCGCAAAGAUUGUCGAGCUUGUCGAUAUGAAAAAUGUGCACGAGUGGGAAUGUCGACAACAAACAAACGUUUACCGAGAAAAAUGAAACAGAUUAAUAGUGGUUAUAUCACUAACACGAUCAAUAAUGCAAAUUCUCAUCAACAUCCAACACACGAAGGUAAUGAUUCUCAAAUCGAUGAGAAUAAUUGUUCACACAUUAUUCAUUUAUUCGAUUGGCUUGGAAAUUGGUUUAAAAAUGGUCAACAACAGCAACAAUCAACAUAUAAUUAUAGUGAUUAUUCGUUAUUUGAUGUUAUCGAAACCGUGUUGAACGCUUUAGAUAUAACCCAAGCAAGAGCAAAAAUUUGUGCUGACGUUUAUUAUUAUGAUUUAUACAAAUUAUGUGAAUAUCAUAUACGAAAAAUGGCGUCAACAAAUCUUGUUUAUAAUUUUCUUACAGCAAAUCAUUCAUUUACGGUGAUUCUAUUUUUAUUUAUCAUACUAUUUAAUAUGGAUUUUGUAACGUCAUCAACAUUGUCCAAAUCUUCCUCAGCAAUUAUAACAACAACAACAACAAAAAUGGAUAAAUUAUUUAAAAUUUUACAUCAUGAAAUUGGUAACAAAUGCCAAGAUAAACGAACAUUUAACAUUGUCAAAGCAUUAUUUAUGAAAUCUUAUGUUGAAGUGGCUACGAGAACCGGUGAAGAAACACAAUACAGUAACAACAAUAGUAAUAAUGUUGAGGUUAAUCAUAGAAUUCUAUGA
This is a messenger RNA of Didymodactylos carnosus, 1464 nucleotides long. The record is from the annotation of a GenBank genome assembly. NCBI's taxonomy places the organism in Eukaryota, Metazoa, Rotifera, Eurotatoria, Philodinida, Philodinidae.